GUUCGUCUUCAUCUGUCAUAUUUGUCAACAAGAAUUCUACGAACUUCAACAGCUUACUGAACAUACACUGAACACCCAUGAAGGCAAAAUCAGAUGUAAUAUAGGUGUUUGCAAAAGGGUGUAUAGUACAUUUGCAAAACUAUGUAACCAUAUUCUUGCACGUCAUUAUAAUAAGAAAUAUGUAUCAGCUUUGGCCUGUACAAUUUGUGGCAAGAAUUUUGAAAAUAAAUCACUUCGAGAAAGACAUGAGAAACAAACUCACCUUAAAGAAUCAUGUUACAUUUGUAGUACUUGCAAAUCUGGAUUUUCAUCAAGGUCAAGCUAUAAAAGACAUUAUAUCAAAAAUACAAAGUGUUUUGAUAGUAGACCUGAACAUUUUAAAUACCAUAUCUGUGAUAUUUGCGGAAUGAUGUUCAUAUGUAUGGCUGAUUUAACUCGUCAUCGUGGCUUUAAGCAUACCACCAGUAUGGAGUGUCACAUCUGUCAAAAAACACUCCCAUCACAGUUAAAACUAGCUCGGCAUAUGGAGGUAUGCCAUAAUAAGAAUCUCCAGUGUAGUUAUUGUGGGAAGGCGUUUGGAACGGCAGAUAUUCUUAGGAGCCACAUGCGGAUUCAUACUGGAGAGAAACCUUAUAAAUGUGACUUAUGUGAUAUGUCAUUUACACACACUGGAAGUUUAUCUAAACAUAAGCAAUCUAAAGGACACAUUGAAAAUUCUCUCAAGAUAAAGAUCCAUAGGAAACCAAUAGUGUAAGACAUAUGGUACUAUGUAAGCUAUGGGUACCCAGUACUAUAUUAGGGAUAUUGAGAAGUUUUAAAAGUUAACCUGAUUAAACUUUCAGUUUUUUUGUUAGUGAUUCACUAUUCUUAGAAUCAAUUCUUGACGUUCCUUGUUAUUUAGCAUAAUUAUAAGAUACAUGUAGACAGUUUAGUUCUUUGAUUGGCUAAUGAAUAAUUUAUACUGUUACAGUGUAUAUAUAUGUAUGUGCAUAUAGUACAUGCACUUGUAAAGCAAAAACAUGUCAAUAAAAUCAAUUCAU
This is a messenger RNA of Owenia fusiformis, 1040 nucleotides long. The record is from the annotation of a GenBank genome assembly. Lineage: Eukaryota; Metazoa; Annelida; Polychaeta; Sabellida; Oweniidae.